This is a messenger RNA of Staurois parvus, 474 nucleotides long. Lineage: Eukaryota; Metazoa; Chordata; Amphibia; Anura; Ranidae. The record is from the annotation of a GenBank genome assembly.
GUGCGCUGUGUCCCUCGGACACAGCGGAUCACUGAUCACGGAAAGAGCCGAAGAUGUCGGCUUGGUCAUGUGAUCAGCUGUGUCCAAUCACAGCUGAUCACAUGGGACAUGUACACUGAUCAUCAGGGCACUGAUGAUCAGUGUGCCCUGAUGAUCAGUGUAGCCCCAGCAGUGCCACCUGUCAGUGUCCAUCAGUGCCUUACGUCAGUGCUCAUCAGUGCCUCGUGCCAGUGCCCAUCAGUGCCACAUAUCAGUGCCUACCAGUGCACAUCAAUGCCACAUAUCAGUGCCCAUCUGAGCUGCCUUUCAGUGUCAUCCAUCAGUGCCAGUCAGUGCCACCUAUCAAUGCCAAUCAGUGCCACCUAUCAGUGCCAGUCAGUGCCGCCUAUCAAUGCCAAUCAGUGCCACCUAUCAGUGCUGCCAAUCUGUGCCACCUAUCAGUGCCAGUCAGUGCUGCUUAUUAGUGCGCAUCAG